Melanaphis sacchari is the source of this 3311-nucleotide messenger RNA. RefSeq names its product tectonic-1-like. The transcript has 6 exons. The record is from RefSeq and is a predicted model, not a curated record. The coding region runs from base 1 to 2358 and encodes 785 amino acids. Gene Ontology annotation, biological process: cilium assembly. Gene Ontology annotation, cellular component: ciliary transition zone. NCBI's taxonomy places the organism in Eukaryota, Metazoa, Arthropoda, Insecta, Hemiptera, Aphididae.
AUGACCGGAAGUUGGCAAUCGGCUUUUUUCACGAUCGUAGCGUUGUUGUCGGCCGGCAUUGGGUAUGCAGAAAACGUCAUGCCCGCUAUCAAAGACUGUGUAGCGAAUAAAACGUGCUCGAUGCAACCAACAACGGUGACGGCUGCAACGGUGCCGACGACAAAAAAUGUACUCAAAACGACCAUUGUCGAAGGUAUUAGCUCGCAAAUAGUUCAUUAUGAUGUCCCUGGAAGCGAUUCCAAAGGAUCGACACUCAAGGACGUGAUCUUGGUUGAUGACAGAACCAUCAUAUCAGUUGGCAGCGACAAGAUUAACGGUUCUAAAAACGCUACUUCUAGCACUUCAAAUAUGACUGUCAUUGUUAAACCUCCCGUUGAAAAAACUAGUGCAAAGACAACCGAAACAAAUUUUCUAGUAAUAAAUACCACCAAUACUACCAGUGCUACCAUCACCAUCACCGCCGCCACCACCACCGCCAACACCACUGCCAUAACGGAAUUUACUAGCGUCUCACCGCCGAAAUACUUAUCCGAAUACGGUGCCGUCGUACAUUUCGUUCUCAAUAAAUAUUGCCACUGUGAUCUAAUCUACGCCAGCUGCGACAUAAACUGUUGUUGCGACACAGAUUGUACCAAUCACGAUUUAAAGACGUUCACAUUGUGCACCGAUCAACCCAAGUCUACUUUAAUAAAGCAAGAAUCGAUCUUAUUCGAUUCUUUGUUAUUUUACGUAGUGAUUGAAAACGUACCAUCGGAUUAUUUCUAUCCCGAACGAGACACCAUUGAAUCCGAAACGCAAGUCAUAACUUCUCUUCGUAAACGGGACGUGUUUACUUGGCGUAAUGAAAAAACUAUUAGCAGACAUCAUCAUCCUUACACUUUUACACUUAGAGUGGAUUCCUCUGUAUUCAACAACUACGAUCUUACUUACAUGUCUUUACGAUGGAUGUUCAACAUGGUUUCUAAUGUAAAUUAUUCCGAAAUAAAACCAUUCGGAUUGAAAAAUAGCGCUCUCGAUUCGCUGUGCUCCGUUGAACAGCCCGUUGAAUAUUUGAAAACAAAGGAAACAAACUGCAAGACGUUCGUAUCUAAUCUGACGGAAAUUUGUAAUAAUUAUUCAUCGUUAAGCUUCAAAUUUUACUAUGACGAAAAAGGGCUGUUCAAAGUGGUACAACCCAUUUACAAUAGCGUUCACAAGACCGAGAAACUUGGUUUGGUAACCAUCCAAGCGACAGCCCACCACCACUGCGUCUCGGUGAACGGAUCGUCGUAUGACUGUCAGAUUGGGAAAGUUGGGGUAGGUACCAAUGACGAAGACCAUCUGCAUCUUCCGUACUACGAUCCUGUUUACUCGAGCGGUGUUUGUCGUCGGGCAGUCGAUGCGGUCGAGUACUUAGUGACGCACAAUGGAUCUAGAGGCGUCCGCCAUGUAGACGUACACUUUUAUCACCGAGACGUGCCGGAUACGGGCCGUCCCAUCUACUUAGGCCAGAAAUUCAGCGUUCGUUUCAUUUGGGCUACGGUCCGAUCAGUGAAGGAGUCGUACAAACGGAGUGGCAAACCCGGUUACAUUACCGGGAGCCCGGUGUUGGUAACCAUGACCAGCAGCAAAGAUGUAGUGAAACUUCGAAUCCCAAAGACGAUGAACUUACCGAAACCAAACGAGUACGGUGUGUGCGGCGAUGUUCAUUCUACCGGACCCCGACAGUCCGUCAACUUUUUGGAAAGCGUCGACGUCCGGUGUCGCGUUCGAGUCCAACACCGGAGUCUACAAUUAAACAAGAAACUUGAAGAUCAUACCACACCCAGUAGCGGCGUUUCAAUCGUGGACAUUUGUAACGAUAUUCAAAACGAAACGAUGGCGGUGCUCGGAAAUUACGAAGGCGCGCUAGUGGCAAGUCUGGGCGACCCGGACGUGUCCAGGUGGAUACCGUUGGUCGUCGUCAAACCGCCCGCACAACAGUCGCCACCGCUGCCCGAACACCAAUCGUGCCCGGCCGUGACGGACGGCGUGCACAUACAGGUGUUUUACUCGCACGUGGGCCCGUUCGACGGCCCGCAGGCCACCGUUCUGGGCGUGCUGGCCAAUUACAGCGCGUCGGCCGUCGCCGUUGGCGGCGAUCGACCGGCGGUCGCCGAAGUGCCGGUCAGGGUCACCGUGGUGUUCGUGGACCUGACCCGGCCGCCCGUCCGGACGUUCGCCGAACCGCCCACGUACGAGUUCAGGCUGCCCGAAGACUUUUACUAUCCGUUCUGGUCGUCCGGCGCCGGCCGAGCGUCGCGUCCCGUCCUGCACAACGUCUAUUUCGUCGUCGGUUUGCACCUGUUAUUGUCGUGCCUGCACCGCUGCGGGUCGUAAUCGUCGCGCGCGCCCGUUUAGCGCGUGCUGCAGUGGGUACAAUAAGAGACGUCGCUCGAGCGCUUCCUUUGCGGAGGACAAAAAGACAGCCCCUCCUCCCCCCCCCCCAAACAAUCGAUCACGACCAGCGGCUAAACGUUUCAUUUACACUUGCCCACUUGACGUUUAUUCACUUUUUUUCCACACUUAAACAGAUAUUAUAAUAUGUCUACGCGGCGUAAUGUUCACGGCGUAGUGUUAUUAUGAUUCGACAAUAAUUUAACCGCAAACCUUUUCCCAUUUUAGUAAAUCGGUAUACUCGUAAUUUAUAACGGAAUGCAACUUUAGGGCAUGUUAUACAAAUGACGCAGAGUUCCUACUUCCUAGUUGAGAGUUAAUAACGUUAUUAAAUAUGGAAAGUAAUAACGGCUCAGCAUUUUAAACAGACUUCAUACUUGAAAACUUAAUGUUGUUCGUUUGUGCGAUCAUCCUGGCUUUAGGGUUCAUUAUUAAUUAGUCUACAAACGUAUCCAAUAAAAGAUUUUGUGUUAAACAAAUAAGAAAUGACAGAACUUUUUUUUAAAAAUUAAUCAUUUGCAAAGAAAUGGCAAUACUUCUCGAAUUCCCAUCUAAAACAGUUAAAAAUUUUUUUUCAGCUAGGAAUGCUAGGAUUGAUCAUUGGUGAUAAUUUGGGGAUAAAUACUACACUUGAAUUUUCUAAAUCAUUUUCGGCCACUCAUUUUGUGUAGAUUUUGUCAAAAUAAUAAAAAAGAAACACAAGUUCUUCCAAAUGAAAUUAUUGAAUCUCUAUGAAUUAAAAGAAACUAUAAUGGAGAUAUUGCAAAGAAAAAAAUAGUAAAUUAACAGGAAUUUAUGAAGAAUUUACCUAUAUUUAAUACAGUUCAUUUAUUCCAUGUUGUUGAAAACUUUUCUGUAGAUAUCAUUAGUGACAUUUAUGAAGGCAUAGGAAAUUA